Messenger RNA from Prinia subflava (tawny-flanked prinia), 4968 nucleotides. It is a transcript of the gene TMEM233, whose product is annotated as transmembrane protein 233. Gene Ontology annotation, cellular component: membrane. The record is from RefSeq and is a predicted model, not a curated record. Lineage: Eukaryota; Metazoa; Chordata; Aves; Passeriformes; Cisticolidae. The transcript is spliced from 6 exons. Bases 2823 to 3158 code for a protein of 111 amino acids.
AUAAGUUAUGGAAAAAUAUAAAUCUUUUUAAGUGUUUUAUCAGUUCCUGUCCUUCCCAUUCACCCAGGCUGGUUCCACAAGGAGUAAAGUUUGAUUGGAAAAGAAGUGGUGAGAUAUGGUAGAGAUCUGAACUGACUUCCACAUGAGAACCAAUUAAACAGACUGAGGCUCUUCAGGGCAGGAGAGAAAUGGCUGGAGACAAGGUUAUGACAGAUCUCUCUAACAUCAUGGAGUGCAUGGAAAAAAGGUAAAACAUGAAGAGGUGUCAAAAGGUGUUCAUAAACAAAAAGAUGAUUAAGAAGGUUGGACUGCAGGUUUCCUGCAUUGCUUGCCAGACUCCCAGAGUGUGUGAAGGGUGACCAUUAUGUACAGAAAAACUGGAAAAAUAUGGAAGAAUCCUGAUUUGAAAAUUCACCCAGACACUUUUUCAAAUGUUCUGGCUGCUCUGCAGGUGUGUUCUCCAGAAGUGCUGCAGCUGUGGAGCUUUCUGCUGAGCCGUCUCAGCGCUAUGGUUCUUCCCUCUGAGGUUACAACCUCUCCGAGGCUCUCGGGACUGGAACUGCCCUCCCUCACUGCAGCCUGCGAACCCAAACUAUUGGCUGAGGACCUCCUUCCUUUUCCUCACCUCGGUAAGUGGCUACAAGUCAGUGCCGUUUAAAAUUUAAUCAGUCUUGUCCUAACGGGACACAGUUCUUGGAUUUUAACCCACCUUCUACACAAACCACUAAAUUCAGCCACACUGACUGCCUCCCGACAGAACCUUUAUCUCAAGAACCUCUUAAUGAGCUCUCAUUAGCACAAAUUGGCCCUGAAUAUCUCACCACUUCCUAUCGUCUCCUUUCUCUGCAAUCCAUUAGCAUCUGUUAGCAGCCUCGUUUGAACAAUUAAACUUUAAGGUUUCUAGAAACACACAAGAAACACCAGGUUCUACUACUAGAUCUGUGUCUUUGAGAGACCCAGAAAGGGAUUCACAUGGUGCAGCUUACCAGAGCCGAAAUUCUACCUGCACUUCAUUGUCCUCAGAGAAAGAUUUAACAUAGAUUGUUGAAGUCACUGGUAACUCUGCCAGUCUCCAGAUCUCUCUCUUGGAGGUCCCCUGGAAAAGCACUAAAACUCAAUGUCUCAUGUUAAACAGGAGGAAUCUACACCGUUUCCUCACAGCCCAGGGUCACAUUUCUCUGGCUGAUCUCUGCACACAACCUCACCUUCUCCUCAGAGGUGAUAUACCACAGCUUUUUGUUGCCUUUGUUUACAUCCACCUUGGAUGGCUCAAACUGCCCUAAGCAGCUGGAUUUUCUCAUCCACGAGCCUGAGAACAGGUUCUUGUUUAACUGUGUUUCAACCAGCAGCAGGCAAACUCAAACUCUGAGCCAUUACAGUGGGUCCUGAAAGUGUGCUCGUGGAUUAAAGGCUUGAGGGGCCCUGGAAGAUGCUGAUCCCUUGCAGAGAAUAUGAACUCCAUCCCUACUGAAAUCAGGCCCAACAGUAAUUGUGUGGUGUGAUGUGAACUGCUUUUCCUGCUGACUGUGUUUAAAAUCCCCUGAGAAGAAACAGAUCAGAGAUUUUACAGCUGCACAGAGCUUGUGCCUGAACAUUAAUGGCUAUAUUGGCAAGCAGAUGGAAGCUGGUCUUUCUUACUCUUUCCUAAAGAUGUACAGUCUUUGACACUUUGAUAGAUCAGCAGAUUCUCACUCCAUGUUAUAUUCCAGACAUGCAGCUGGGAGACAAUUAAUGUCUGUGAAAGUGAAAAUACUGCACCUUUCUUCCUUUGAAAAGUCUUUACUCUGUCACAUCUUGUAGAAUAACACCCAGAACAGGGAAACAGUGGCUCCAUUCAAGUCUACUGCGAAACUCCCAGGGAUAAAAGCAUCUCAUUCAUAAAGCUGUAAGCACACUUUACUAUAUUUUGUAACCUUAAUUAAUGAAAUUCUCUCAGGACUAGCCAGUGAGAGCAAAAUCUCAACUUCAGCCUUCAUCUGACCAAAAGUCUCCAUUUUGCUGGUACAGGUGUGAAGGUUUUUCUAAUAUCAUACAGCAGGAACAGCCUGUUCCUUUCUCAGUGUAGGGUGCCAUAUUAUUCCUCACCAACUUCAACACCAUUAUGGGAGUAGAUCUUUAUUUACUUGUGGUUGUUUGGGGUUUUUUUCCCCAUAUGUAAAGUUUUAGACACAGUAUUCAUUCCCUUGCUCCGUUUUGUGCAUCCCCCAAAGUGGGUUUCACGUUACAGACGUCAUGUUCAGUAAGGACUGAAUUAUUUGCCUUAAAAUUGACCGUAAUGCUUUAAGUUCGUUGGUUUCUGCUGCUCUUCAAUGCUUUUGCUAAGUUCAGCAAGAGGCUGCGUUUAGGAGAUGGCAAAUUCAGUCCAGAUGCGAGGAAAUGGCUUUGCGUACUUUACCCCUCUUGCUGAAGCAGCCGGGACACUUGGAAACGCGAGUUUAAGGGCGCAGCGCAGUUCUCCCGGGGGUUGUGCAAACUUGGCGCAAGUCCUUUAACUGCGGGCGCUGAAGAAGUUCCCGAAAGGCCGGGCCAGGCGCAGGCUUCGCUCCCCGGCCGCGCUGCGGCAGCGCCGGGGGCGCUCCCGGGGCCGGGCAGGAGCAGCGCGGGGACCCCGCGGCGCUGCCAACCUCGGCGGGCGGCGUCGGGCUCGGUGCGCUUCCCACGAAGAACAGCCCGUGGAGCCAGCCCCGCGCUGAGACCCCGCGGCAGCCCCCCCGCCCCGCCCGGCCCCGUCCCGGGGCGGCUCCCUUGGCUCGGCGCCGCUCGGUCCCGCCUGCCCGGAGCGCUGGGCUUUCCGCGCCGCCCGCCCGCCGCACCGCAGCCCCAUGUCCGCGCUCCCCGCCGGCGCCGACAUCAAGCGGGCUCUGGAGAACAGCCCCGAGACCAACAUCGAGGAUGAGCUGCCCGACGAGCCGCAGCAGCAGCGGCCCAAGAACUACCUGCUCCUCAGCAUCCUCGCCUGCUUCUGUCCCGCCUAUCCCGUCAACAUCGUCGCCUUCGUGUUCGCCGUCAUGGCUCUGAACAGUUACAACCAAGGGGACAUAGAAGGCUCCAAGCGGCUGGGUCGCAAUGCGCUCUGGGUGGCCGUGGCCUCCAUCAUCAUCGGCCUCGUCAUCAUCGGCAUCUACUGCGUGGUUCACUUCACAACGCAUGCUAUCUGAAGAACCAGGACUGCACUUGGAUGAUAUCAACAUGUAAACCUCUGGAGGGGGAAAAAGAAGAGAUGGAAACCAUUCCAGACUGUUAGCUCUGACCCUACAAGUCUGCAGAGGCAUGUUGCUGGUGAAUGAACUGAUAGCCCAGUUAGUUAAUCAGCAUGGCGUGACCAGGUUUUCAAAAUUAUUUAUUUAUAAGACAUCUCAGUAUAAAGCAGCAUUUUCUUUUUCACCCUAAUGUAUAAUGAGAUCUUGCCCUAAAAAAAAAAAACCCUUUUCUUUCUCAUUUCCAUGGAAUGUAUGCUGGAUCUGUGAUGUUCCCUGGCUGGCCCCAGCCAGACAAAGCCAAUGUAUCCAGACUGUUUAUGGUGCACAGUGUAAGAUCUGAUGCACAGCCCUCUGAAGCUAGUAGGAGAACUCCUGUUACUUCUGGCAGAUUUUGGAUCAGGCCACUAAGGAUUUUUUCAUUACUUUAAAAUAGUCUCAACAUGACACAACUGUACCCAUGGGUUUGUGAUUUUAUCCUGCUCUGUGAUUUUAUAAUGCUGUGGGUGCACUCUGACUCAGCAGCUGCUUUCUUUUGUCAUCCUCAGCUUUUAGAACAUUACCUUGGAUUUUUAACCACCUGGGACCUAUUUCAAUCACUUGAUUAUUAAGAGAGACUCUUCUUCCAUAGCAUCCAUGUUUUUCUUAAUGAUUUAUUUUUGUUUUGUUGUCUUUCAUUGUUGCACUCCCUUGACUUAGCUCCAGUCUUGCAUUAAAUUUGCACUGAUCAUAUUUUCCUCUUUAAACUUCAUGUAUGUAAAAAGUUCCUGAUUUUUUUUAUCUGACAAAAGAUCUUUUUAAACAGAUGUCCUUCAUCCCUUUGUUGUGCUUCUAGCAAGGCACAUCGUUUCAUUGUGUUCUUCUUUGUUCAUGUGGGUUUUGUUUAGCUCAUCCUCUCAUCUCUAUGACUGGUGUGUGUAUCACUGCAGUUAGAGAUGGACAGACUUUUGCACCUCUGCCUAGUUACAGACACAUUUCCUGAUCCUUAGACACUACUCAGUGAGCAGCCUCGGGUUCCAGAAUUGAUGGCCUCUAAAUUACUGCAGAUUCUUGAUACCUUGUGAAAAUUUAGCACAGGACUGCUGUUUUGAUUAGCUGGAAACUUUCACAGAAUACGUUUUGUCACACAAAUAUUCCAUGUUAAAAGGAGUAAGCUCUGGUGAGCAUUAAGAUAUGGCUGCAUCCUCAGCAGUUGCUGCUGUGUUUGCUUUAUUACCACACUUUCAAGUGAGCUGUGCCAACUUCCACUCCCUCUCCCUGCACCAACAUCAACCUGGAGCAACUGCCCAGAAAUCCAGGGAGUUCUGCAGGUGAGAGAAGAAUCAUCUGUCAGGAGUUCAACAGCCUAUUAAAAACAAAAAAACCUCCCAGAAACCUUUACCUGUUAAAGCAUAUGCCUGGAAGUAGCAUGCAUUUUUUGUGCCUUGAUAUUAUUUUCAAUGUGCUUUUUCGCUUUCCUUCCUGCUAAAUUCUGUUUUUCAUUGAAGUCAGUGAAGCAUCACCUCUCCUUAAUUACUGCAGUAUUAAACUUCACAAACACUGGUGAAGUCAGCUGGUUUAUUAAACAUUUGCACUGAUCAGAUUUGUCCACAUGGGAAUCUUGCCACUGAUUUUGAUGAUCCCAAGAAUUGGCUGUUCUGUGAACUCCUCUUUGGUUUUUGAAUACUAUUUUAAUGGUCUGAUAUGUCUUGUGGGACUUUUAGUAGCUUGCCUUAUUAUCAGAUAUGAUAAAAAUGUCAUUGACAAGUGGAAUAAAAUUACUUUUAAUUCA